Messenger RNA from Zasmidium cellare ATCC 36951, 585 nucleotides. RefSeq lists its product as uncharacterized. NCBI's taxonomy places the organism in Eukaryota, Fungi, Ascomycota, Dothideomycetes, Mycosphaerellales, Mycosphaerellaceae. Bases 1 to 585 code for a protein of 194 amino acids. The record is from RefSeq and is a predicted model, not a curated record. The transcript is spliced from 3 exons.
AUGUACAAUCCUGGGGCCGAAGACUCUACAUUUGGGCCUAUUCGAACCAACCUUUUCCCAACCGAGCCUGGUGCGACAGUCUUCCAGCAAUAUCAAUUGGGAAACGCGGCUUUUCAGGUUGGCACUGGUCCAUUGACCGGCUGCAGUGCAGUGAUCGUCGUUUUGAAACGCGCAGUCUAUAUAGGCCACAUAUGGGAGACGGAGACUUGGUCGUGUUCCGCGGCCGCAUUCAGACGGAGGGCGCUGAGCUACUUCAGUGGCGAACAAAUUGAAGGAGAGGGCGAUCGAUUCAACCCCAGGCUAUACAACAUGCAACCUGAGGGCGACGACAGGCGUGACGACACUCGUGUGUUCGUAAUGCACCCGCGCAGGACCCAGUCAUACGCAAACCCGCAGAGGUCAAAUUACCGAGCAAAAGUACCGGAAUUGCUUACAGCGAUCCGAGAUGCUGUCGGAUGGCAGGAUGUGCCGCUUGCUCUGUACAACUAUAUUCCAGUGAAUGAAGACAAUGCCGAUGGUACUCCUACAGCAGCGAAUACUCGAUACAUCGCCAAAAGCGAAGUCGGUACUGCUUUAUUCCAGUGA